Messenger RNA from Trichoplusia ni (cabbage looper), 2760 nucleotides. RefSeq lists its product as uncharacterized. The record is from RefSeq and is a predicted model, not a curated record. Lineage: Eukaryota; Metazoa; Arthropoda; Insecta; Lepidoptera; Noctuidae. Bases 550 to 1215 code for a protein of 221 amino acids. The transcript has 5 exons.
CAUUUAGCAAGUUUAACAAAGUUUUGCUUUAAUAGCUGGCAACAUUUUUAAGUAAGUUUCCGAACGCAAUGGUCGACGCACGCAUGAGAAUUCGAAGAAGCUAAGAAAGUUUGUGAAUUCGUGAUAUUUGUUUUACUUAAAUAUAUUUUAUUGCAACAACUAUUAAACAAAAGACAAGUGCAAGUUUAACUUAAAUUUGUAUUGUGAUUAAACGUUCGUUUUUAAUAAACAUUGCUGUGAAGUUCUCAAGUUAUAAUUUUGUGUCAACAAGUUUACAUCCUCACUUGAAAGUUUUUAAAACAAGGCCGUGAUAAUCAGAUUUUCUUAAAACCCGUGCGAAGAUACGUUAAAGGGAAACGGUUAUGACGGUACCAGAUGGUUCUAACAAUGGCGACAGAAACACAAUCCCACAACUUGAAUAGCUAGAAAACAUAAUAAAAACACGACGUCAAUUAACUCAGCUAUGUGAAAAAUAAUGUGAUAUAACGCCAUCUAGCGGAUUCUUGAUGAACUAAGUAGUGAAAGUGGUUGGGUUUUUAAACAAGCAAGAUGAAGUUGAAUUUGUUUAAACGGUCUAUGAUAUUCGCGACGUUUUUUGGGUCGUGUUUGUGUAUAGCGCUGAUCGUGGCGUCUUUGGGUACUACGCAUUGGAUAGAUGCGCGUGCGCGGCGUACCUCGAACCCCUUGGAGUCGGAGGGAAGAAUCAGUUUUGGACUCUUCGAGGGCAGAAAAGAAUUGAAUCCAGGAUAUGGAUUGAGAGUCAGAGAUUUUAGUGUAAAGGCCGGCACCCACCCAUCCCGGCGAUGGGCGUGGUGCGGUACAGCAGCGCUAUUGGCCGCGUCGCUACUGUCUGCGGGCGGCGCGUGUGUACUCGCAGCGUUGGGAUCAGCCGCGAGAGCGCGCUGUCCGCCGCGACCGUUACUUGUCAGCAACUCUUUAGCAGUGCUAUUCAGCCUUGGAGCGAUAGCAGUAUGGCUGACGGAGUACUUCUUAAGGUUACAACAUAACGUCAUGUCAGAUGAGGACCUCGCUAAUACCUGGACUUCAGACGAAACCGCUGACCUUGGACUUUCCUUCUGGCUAGUGGUAGCAGCAAGUAUUGCGGCAUUCGUCAACAACAUUUGCAUCCUCAUAGCGAUGGCCGACGGCCGCGACAUCGACACGAUAGCACCUGCCUUAGAAGAGAAAGUCAAUGGAGCUAUUAUGUUGUACUAAGAUAUAUUAAACCCCUGUCGAACCUAGAUAAUACUUUAGACUGGCAAUUAAAAAAAAGUAUGUAAUGGGUUGCUCGACAGAAUUAAUGACUUUAACUAAUCUAAGUUGAAAAUUGAACCCGCACAAAGUGAUGCCUAGCAAAGGGGAAGCAGAGAACUCCCCCCCUCUCAUAAUCUCAGCUCAGCAGUGAGACAACAUUGACUUAUAAUAAUAAAAAUAAUGUUGGACUACCGAUUUGACAUAGUAGAAACAACUUCUGGGUGUUGUUGCCCGGAAGUUGCUGUUACUAUCUCUAUCUCGAGCCCAGCUAAAACAUCCCACUGCUGCGCCAAGGCCUUACUCUUAGAGAAGAACUUAGUAAGGAUAUUCAUGUUCAUGUAAAAGAAGCCAGUUUAUUGUGUUAUAAUAAUAGCCAUUAAUUGGUUCAGUCGGUAAGUAGUAGUAGUACUUAAUUUUGACAGCUCUGUCGGUAAAGGAAUAUUUAAAUAAGCGCCAUCUAUUGAUUAACAUAAAUGACAGUAUUUUUGACACAUAAUACGAAUCUCAAUGUAAAACCCCACUUCGUUUCACCUCACUAAUGUUUUAAAGAUUUUAACUGAGUAUAAGACGCCUAUAGGGUCUAUGUUUGUUGCCUUUGACACUUUUUGAACAGAAUUAGGUCUAGCCACAAUACAAAGGUUUAAUAUAUUAACAUAACUUUAAGAUGUUAAGGCUGAAUGUUAGUACAUAAGCUUGUUAUUAAUAGUUGUGAAUUAAUCCGUCCAAUUAGGAUAACGUUGUACAUUCUAUAUUCUAUACUUGUAGUACCAACUGCGUGUCAUUGGUAACAGGAAUCUCAACCUUAUUGUAUCAGUUUAUAAGUGUCUUUCUACAAGUGGUAUCUCUUUUUUACACGAUAAGUAAUAAGGAAUGUAUUGUGUCGCGUAAGAGUGUAAUCCUUGUGUCGCGGAGGGUUUACAAACAUUCAAGUCACAUGGCACAGGGACAAAGACACCCAGACUCAGAAAAAUCAUUAAUUUGUGGAUCUCACAAAUGCUUGUCCUACGCGGGGCUUGACACUGCUAGUCUUCGCGCAUAGUGGGUUAAGCGAUCCGCGUUAUACUCACGUUGACUGAAAUAAAGCUUUUCAAAUAUUAGAAAAACAUUUUUUUUAUAAAUUUUUAGUUAUCGCUCGUAGGAGUAUCACUUCUACUAUUGAGACAUUAGCUGUUUGUUUAAGGGGAGAUGACAGUGUUGCCGAUGAUACGCAAACGACUUUAUGUAGUUUAAUUAGUAUUAUACAAAAGGGUAUUUAAUCACAAAAUCUAACUAGUCCGUCGGAUAUAUACCCAAAAAAUACGAAAACAUUUUUUAUAAUAACUUUCAUGAGGCGGAUUCUUAAUUAUUUAUUUAGCAAGGGAACCCUUACUAAAGAGUUUUAUCAGGUUAGACGUGGGUAGCAAGUCGGAGCUGUUCGACGCGCUUCCCCGCCGCCACAGGGACAUGAAAGACUCCGGUUAGGUCCAAAAUUAGUUGAGCUACACCAAUAAAUAUGCGUGAAUAAAC